AUUACUGUUCAACUUCCCUCAAAUGAAAAAUAUUGGGGAGAGGUUAGAGGACCCUGAGCAGAGCGUCACAACUUCUGUGAUCUAUCUGCAAUGGCUUCCUAGUCAGGACAGGUUGUGAAAAUAAAACAUCUAACUGAAGAGCUACCUUUAGGAAAAACAAGUUUAACUGAGAUGGUGAGCAUAAAAUACAGCAUUUAGUUUGCUCACAAUAGCAGUGAGGGAUGAGGAGCUGAGCUGGGUUUGCUCUGGCUGUGCUGCAGUGCCAUGUUUCCCAAGCAGGACGUGGAAACAGAAGGACACCAGGGACCUUUCUGGGCUGCUCAGGAGACGGUGUGAGCAGCUGGUGUUCCCUGGGCAGAGCGCAGCCCUCCUGGUCUCUCGCCAGCUGGAGACCCCUCGGCACUGCCCGCAGCCGGCGGGAUGAUGGGCUGGAUUGACCGGGUGGUGCCCCAGCCCCCGGUGCCCCAUGUGACAGAGGAGACCCCUGUGCAGGAGCUGGAGCCAGCCAAGGCACCAACAGGAAAGGCCAGUGGCCCCACAGAUGCUGCUGCUCGGGCACGUGCUGCCAUUGAAGAAACGGAAAAGAAAGUGACCUUUGCGGUCGCUGAGGACUCCGGCUCUGUGUUUGACAGUGUGGGGAGUAGUGUGCUCUCCUGGCUCUCCUAUGGGCUGGAGAAGGUGAUUCCCCAGCCAGCCCCACCCCCAGGGCUGCAGGCACUCGGGAAGAGCUUCGAGACAAGCAUCGACAUUGCCGAUGAGACAGAGGUCCAGGACCUUGGGGAUGAGGACGACGAUCUGGAGAUAACUCCCUUCGAUCCCGAGGAGGACGUGUCCGAGGGGGAACCGGAGCCCGGCCCGGAGCAGUGGGCAGGACAGCGGGUGCUCAGCUGGCUCUCCCAGGGCUUCGAGAGGAUCCUGCCGCAGCCAGAGGGGAUGAAAAAGCCGGAGACAGAGCCGAAGGAGAAGAGCGAAGGCGCCGUGCAAGGCACAAAAGAGACUAAAGCCCAGGCGAAGCCGACGCCCAUCCCUUCGGGCACCCAGAGCGCCCCAGCGGCAGAGAAGGGGCAGCCAGAGGCAGUGACCGCCCUGAGCCCUCAGUCCUUGGCUGGGGACAGCAUCAGGAUGUUCAGCUGGUUUGUCCAGGGGCUGGAGAAGGUGAUGCCACAGCCGGUGACCAGGGAGAAGCAGGACACACAGGGAGUGGCCACAGCAACCUCGACUCCUGUGGAACAAAUUCAUGUAGCCCCUGUGGAGCAGGAGGAAACCCAUCCCAUCCUGAAAGAGAUCAGUGAUGAGCAGAUUGUUAAAGAGAUGGCAGCCUGGGCUCACAAGGCUGAGCUGGAGGCUCAUUCCCUUCCCACCAUACAGGAGGAACCUCAGGAAGAAGAAAGCAGACCCCUGCUGCAGCUGCCUUGUCUCCCUGCUGACGAGGGUGUGGAUGAAGCCUGCCUUGCUGAGGAGCCCCUCAGGGUUGAGCAGCUGGAGGAAGUUGAGAUAAGAGGUCUGGAAGGCGCUCCUGUGCAGGUGGAAGAGGAGACAGCUGAAGCUGCUGAAACCGAUGCUGAAGGGAGCAGGCAGCUGACUUCUCUGCACGUGAGCCUGCAGGGGCAGUCAGGACUUUUCACUGGGGCCAGGUUGGACAUCUCCCACUACUCCAGGUUACUCAAGGCAGUGCUCAAGAUCAAGUGGGAGAUGUCUCUGCCCUUCCAACCCUUAACCUUCCACGAUGCCAUGAAGAGCAGGUGGAAGGAUGCCCACCCCUCUCCUAGCAGCAUGGCCAGGCGGGCCCAGGACGUCGAGCUGGACCUGCUGGUGCAUGCCAGGCCGCUGGCUGGCAGGGACCCCUCCCCUCCUGCCCAGGGGGCUCUAGAGCAGCUCCCCAAUGUCCCCAGCUACAGAGCUGCCGCCCGCACCCCCGUCCUUGCCAGCGCAACAAAGGCUGGAGCUGUCAACCCCAACUUUUGCACUGAGGAGCAAUCCCCACUAGGAGAGGCCCUGCACCCCCUCACUGCCAUCAUUGUCCUUCCCCACGGAGCAGGUAAUUGCCCCACCGUGCAGAUCAAGGAUGUGGACAGUGCUGAGGAGAUCCACGGCAGCCCUGUGCUGGUGCUCCCUGCUCCCAACCUGCUGGCGGUGCCCUCCCCCAGAGGAGUGGUGGAAGCCCCAUCCCCCAAAGUGUUCAAGGAAAGGAGCAGGGGGGGUUCACUCCCAUCUAUUCUAGGCAAUGUCAAAAAUUUGGGGAAACUAAUCUUAGUAGGAGAAGGGGGAACAGAGAACAGGGCACAGCUGGGAGGAGGAGGAGGAGGAGGAGGGAGAGGAGCUGAGCUGAUCCUUGGUCUCUGUGUUUGUGCCUGCAGGAGGAAGCGACUGCUCCCAGAGGAUGGGCUGGACAAGGGGCUGGUGAGCCAAUCCCCCAGCCCAGUGCUGGGCUGGGAUGAGGAGCAGAAGGAAAGGCUGCCCGAGCGCAUGGGCUCUGCCACCAGCCUGAGCAGCACCAUCAUCAACAGCCGCCUGCAGGAGCUGGUGAGGCUCUUCAAGGAGAGGACUGAGAAGGUGAAGGAGAAGCUGAUUGACUCUGAUGUCACCUCAGAUGAGGAGAGCCCUGUGCCAUCUCCCACCAAGCCAGCACCGGCAGCAGCACCUCUGCCUGCCCCAGGAGGGGAGCUGGAGGGGGACAAACCCUCGGGGGAUGACCAUUACUGUGAGAUGCUGUGCUGCACAUUCAAGCACCGGCCCUGGCUGGACCGCCUGAAAAGCUACAAGUUCCCCAGCAGCAUCGACCCCCUCACCAAUCUGAUGUACGUGCUGUGGCUGUUCUUCGUUGUCAUGGCCUGGAACUGGAACUGCUGGCUGAUCCCUGUCCGCUGGGCUUUCCCCUACCAGACUGCAGCAAACAUCCACUGCUGGCUGCUGGUGGACUACCUCUGUGACCUCAUUUAUCUGCUGGACAUCCUCAUCUUUCAGACCCGGCUGCAGUUCGUGCAGGGAGGAGACAUCAUCACUGACAAGAAGGCCAUGAAAGAGAACUACAUGCGAUCACAACGCUUCAAGAUGGAUGUGCUGUGCCUCCUGCCCCUGGAUUUCUUCUACUUCAAAGUGGGUGUCAACCCCCUCCUGCGCUUCCCUCGCUGUCUGAAGUACAUGGCUUUCUUCGAGUUCAACAACCGCCUGGAGGCCAUCCUGACCAAGGCAUACAUCUACAGAGUGAUUCGGACCACUGCCUACCUGCUGUACAGCCUGCAUGUGAACUCCUGCCUCUACUACUGGGCCUCAGCCUACGAAGGACUGGGCUCCACCACCUGGGUCUAUGAUGGGGAAGGAAACAGCUACAUCCGCUGUUACUACUGGGCAGUGAAAACUCUCAUCACCAUUGGGGGCCUGCCAGACCCCAAGACCCUGUUUGAGAUCGUCUUCCAGCUGCUGAACUACUUCACAGGCGUCUUUGCAUUCUCUGUCAUGAUAGGGCAGAUGAGAGACGUGGUUGGUGCUGCUACCGCAGGGCAAACUUACUAUCGGAGCUGCAUGGACAGCACCAUUAAAUACAUGAACUUCUACAGGAUCCCCAGAACUGUCCAGAACCGGGUGAAGACGUGGUACGAGUACACGUGGCACUCUCAGGGCAUGCUAGAUGAGUCAGAGCUGCUGGUGCAGCUGCCAGACAAGAUGAGGCUGGACAUCGCCAUCGACGUGAACUACAACAUCGUGAGCAAAGUGGCCCUUUUCCAGGGCUGUGACAGACAGAUGAUCUUCGACAUGCUGAAGCGGCUCAGAUCAGUGGUCUACCUGCCCAACGACUACGUGUGCAAGAAGGGAGAGAUAGGCCGUGAGAUGUACAUCAUCCAGGCGGGACAGGUGCAGGUGCUGGGGGGACCCGACGGCAAAUCCGUGCUGGUGACUCUGAAAGCUGGGUCUGUCUUUGGGGAGAUCAGCUUGCUGGCAGCAGGAGGGGGAAAUCGCAGGACAGCAAAUGUGGUGGCCCACGGCUUCGCCAACCUUUUUAUUUUGGAGAAGAAGGACUUGAACGAGAUCUUGGUGCAUUACCCGGAGUCUCAGAAGCUGCUGCGUAAGAAAGCCAAGAAAAUGCUGAAAAGCAACAACAAGCCCAAAGACGAGAAAGGAGGCCCCGGAGAUCCGCUGAUCAUCCCCCCGAAGGCUGACACCCCCAAGCUGUUCCGGGCUGCCCUGGCUGCCACGGGCAGGGCGGGGGGCAAGGGGGCAAUGGGGCGGCUGCGCUGGAGGCUGAGGGAGCUCAGGGCCAUGCGGGAGGCACAGGCUUCCAGUGUCAGCCCAACCCCACCAAAAUCACCAGUGCACCAGAGAUCCCCUGUCACAUCCCACAAAGCACAAACCCGCCUGGGAGAGGAAAUAUCCUCAGAGUCUUCUGAUCACUCAGUCACCAUUCGUGUGAUUCCCACAGCAAAAGAAGAUGAGGAAAUCCUUGCUGCUGAGAUUUCAGAGAAAGAUGAAAAAAAAGAAGAGGAAUGAAACAGCAGCAGGUCUCAGGGCAGG
Messenger RNA from Ficedula albicollis (Collared flycatcher), 4509 nucleotides. RefSeq names its product cyclic nucleotide gated channel beta 1 (gene CNGB1). NCBI's taxonomy places the organism in Eukaryota, Metazoa, Chordata, Aves, Passeriformes, Muscicapidae. Gene Ontology annotation, cellular component: photoreceptor outer segment; plasma membrane; intracellular cyclic nucleotide activated cation channel complex. Gene Ontology annotation, molecular function: intracellularly cAMP-activated cation channel activity; cGMP binding; protein-containing complex binding. The transcript has 35 exons. Gene Ontology annotation, biological process: monoatomic cation transmembrane transport; retina homeostasis. The record is from RefSeq and is a predicted model, not a curated record. The coding region runs from base 421 to 4485 and encodes 1354 amino acids.